This is a messenger RNA of Trametes versicolor FP-101664 SS1, 2652 nucleotides long. RefSeq lists its product as uncharacterized. The record is from RefSeq and is a predicted model, not a curated record. The transcript is spliced from 5 exons. Bases 1 to 2652 code for a protein of 883 amino acids. NCBI's taxonomy places the organism in Eukaryota, Fungi, Basidiomycota, Agaricomycetes, Polyporales, Polyporaceae.
AUGGAAAAUCAAGUGCUGGAGGACGUCCCGACGGUGGGGUGGGGUGAGCGGAGUGAAGAGAACACCGUACGCGUGGACCUGGGACGCCGGCAGUGGGGAGAUCCUCCAGGAGACUGGUCCCCCAAUAAUGGCCACAUCAUUUCAGUCCAGAACGCAGUGGCUGACGGCGGUGUCGCUUUCUUUCUGAGAACGACAGACUCCAUCGAAGCACUGCUGGAAGAGAAUGGAUCCUCGCAAGUCGGAAUUGACUUGCUCGUCGAGACCAGGCACGUUAAUGGCUACAGCUUCGGCACGACCAUCACGUUCCCAAGGACGUUGGAUGAGGCUCGCAACGAGCCGCCCGAGACGUGGACCGAUCACUUCAACUACACGGAUCGAGACUUCCCCGGCAUGCAAGUUGAUCAAUGUCGCGCGCUCCGGAGCAUAUGCUCCGUCUAUCAUUGGUUCCGGCACGCUGAAGAGGAUGACGACCUCCGCCAGGUUUGGGCAGAGUUCGUUCUGGAGCGGACCAAUGGUAUACUAUCAAGCUGGUGGGAGCCCUGCCCUGGAGAGAAUCCCCUCCUGGCACUGUCACAGUGGGCGCUGCACCGGAUACCGGCGGCGUUCCCCCAGUAUGGCAACAGCGCUGUGGCAGACGCGCCGGUCGUCGUGAAUGGGUGGUCCCAUGAGGUGUUCGACUACACGGACGCGCGCUGCGCGGCCUUCACCGACGACCGCAAGUGGGUUAUCACGACACCGAACAUGGAGUUCAUUCCAACACCUCCGAUUGGAAUACUGGAGGUGGUCCUUCGAGAAGACUAUCGAUACGGCAUGGUUGAUCCUAUUCAGUGGCCUCAACUGUAUUCCGCGGGGUACGAGUAUCUUUGCGCAUUGCAGCGACACCGAGAGGCUCCUCACCGGCUUGCGCGGUUAUGGUGGACCCCCGACGAGGGCGAGGACUUUCAAUUGCUGCAAGGUUGCACGAUCAAGACCUUGGGUCUCCUACGACCCGAGUGCGUCCGGGAAUUGAGCGGGAUGGUGGACGACCUGGUCGCGGAGGUGGCAGACUCGGACCGCGGACGCCUGCACGUCGUCGAUGACCGGGUGCUCUGGCUGACAACGGCGAUGCGUCAUGCGCGGGAUCGCUUGCGAAACUUUGCGUGCACGUUUCGAGACGCCGCGAUGCAGGUCAGGGAGGUCCAGCGCUAUUGGCUGAUGACCCGCGCGUACCUCGACUACUACGGAACGUAUAUCCGGUUGGGAUGGCGAAGCAACCCCCUCAACACAGACCUGAUGGGCGCCUUCACGACCGAUCCAGGGGUGGUGCAAAAUCUUUACGAAGCGGGAAUACCGGUCUGGUUCGUCCGCCAGGACGCCUCGCUUUUGGAGAGCACCGUGGUGUACGAGUUGACGAAGUUGGAGCCACCUCGCGGCGUAUCCGUGAACGCUGGUCCCCAACACGGAGCGGUGCUGUAUCGAGGCCUGGUGGGCCGGAAGCACCUGGACAUGAUGGCCAGAGGGGGCCACACGUACCUCGAUAUCUCGCGCGCGCCCAUCCUGAUCGUCGAGACCGAGGGCGGGUACGCGACGCCGGUGUCGCGUAAACAGUACAGCAACGAGCGUACCGAUGAAGCGAGGACGGCGCAGCAAACGACAACUCAGCGGAAUGGCGUCCGGGGUUCUAUCAGCAAGCGGGCGACCAAUCGUGACGGGCGGGCGACCAAUCGUGACGGGCAUGGCUAUCACCCAUACCGCACAAAACGCCCAGGGCGUCCGCAGGUGCGGGUAGGGGCGGAGAAGUUCGAAGAAGUCAGCCACCGAUGGAUGCCUCCGGCCUUGCCACCGUGGCGGGAGGCUCUGGGCUCAGUGGACCUUGCUCACGUGGGCCCGACCUCCCGCAAGAGUUGGGGAUACUGGAUCCCGGAACCCGCACUGUUCGUUCGAACGAAGACGGACCAACGCGGCCUCAAGUACCUCAUGAACUGGCUGCGAGUACGCCCGGCGUGGUUAUACAUGCUGCGCGUGCGGGACGCGAACCUGUGCUCCAUCCCACCGCAGUGGUGGCGAGACUUCCUGUACGGAGAGAUCGCGCGGACCGAGGGCGACAGGGAGACCCGGAGAAGCGUCCGCGUGCGCCAAGUCUCGCAUGUCUUCAGCAGAGCGUUUCAGCUGGGGGACGUCGAUGUCAACCCCGCCGUACCACCCGCUUGGUUCGAUCGACGAUACGACCAGAUUCCGGAGAAUGUAUGCGGGGCAAUCAUAUGGGAACUGUGCGAGCUGGGAUUCCGACAAGAGCUCCUAGCGUUGGACCGAAUACUCGUCCCCAUGAGCCGUGAAAUCGGCGACGAGGAGAUGCGGGAGGACUUCAUCGGGCGGGUGUUCCCGGACGGGGCGCUGUACUGUGUUGAGCGCCUGCCAGAGGACACGGGAUGCGGCCUCAGCGACGACCUGUGCUUCCGACGUGUGCCUUAUCUCGAGGCUUUCCGGAAUGUGCUCUGCCGAUGGCCGCGCUGCCCGCCGUGCAUCCACAAAGGACCAAGUAUCGCGACAAGCAUGAGCCGGGAGGUCAUCGAGGAGAAGGAGCGGCAGAUGGCGCGUUUCUACGUGCAGAGAUUCUACGAGGAAGCGGGUCGGGCACCUAUCGUGCCCCGUAGAUUCCCGAAGGUGGGCUGA